Sphenostylis stenocarpa is the source of this 216-nucleotide messenger RNA. The record is from the annotation of a GenBank genome assembly. NCBI's taxonomy places the organism in Eukaryota, Viridiplantae, Streptophyta, Magnoliopsida, Fabales, Fabaceae.
AUGAAGGAGAAAAAGAGGAUCGAGAUGGAUGAAGCAUACAAUGAUAAUAUAAUUGAAGAGGAAGUACAAGACGUUGGAAUCAAAAGGAAUGAAGAAAUGCAUGAUGAUAUAGAUGAACUUGAAAAUGCUUUUGACAGUCACAAUGAUAAGAGAAUUAAAAACAGGGAUAUAAUGGGCAUGGGCAUAAGCAAUACAUUCUACGAUCAUACUGACUGA